Fraxinus pennsylvanica is the source of this 399-nucleotide messenger RNA. NCBI's taxonomy places the organism in Eukaryota, Viridiplantae, Streptophyta, Magnoliopsida, Lamiales, Oleaceae. The record is from the annotation of a GenBank genome assembly.
AUGACUCCAUUGAGUUGCCUGCAGGAUCCCAUUAAAUUUUUAAAGCUUGGAGGUGUGCAAUUGCUAGAUCUCCUUCAGUUUUCACUAAAGAAGAGCACGCAUCUAAAACAAUGUUGGGCAGAAUGCUUGAAGAACUGGUCUUGCAUAGCUUACGCCAAUUCAGAUAUUCGUAAAGGCAGUAGUGGUUAUGUGAUGGGUAGCAUUAGAAAAGAAGAACUCUUUCUGGCCUCCACAAUACUCAAGAUUCCUCACCGGCAAGUGAAGAAUCUGGACAUCCAGAUUUGCAGGAUGGUUUUGGUAAGGUAUACAAAAGCUGUUGCAGGAUUUUUCAGAAAGACCUCUCGAAUCCUGGGAGCUUGUGAGUACGAGCAUAUUCCGCAAGUACAUUGGACUGAUUGA